Molecule: messenger RNA, 1002 nt
Organism: Exophiala bonariae
Lineage: Eukaryota; Fungi; Ascomycota; Eurotiomycetes; Chaetothyriales; Herpotrichiellaceae
Exons: 1
Coding region: 1-1002 (333 amino acids)
Molecular function (GO): metallopeptidase activity
Source: RefSeq, a predicted model, not a curated record
AUGACAGUUCCACGCUUCCAACACACCUUGACCUGCUUCCUCAUUCUUAUCUCACGCUGCGAUGCAUCGUUCCCUCAAUUCAUACCAGCUUCUCCGAACACCCAUGUAGCGAACGCCAACGCAAAGCUGCGUGUGGCAUUCGGAGACGCAAUUCUGUUGGCCAGAGUGGCAGCAGUCACAUUCGACCCAUGUGAUGAGAUCUUCUUGCGAUAUUUCCGCCCCGAAGAAGCCGAGUUUGUGAAGAAUGUCUUCCUGGCGGUUGCCAACAUUCGAACUACCGAGAUCGACGCCGAGAACGUUGAAAGCAUUUUGUCUUCGCCGUCAGUAAUUUUCCAGCUGCACGACAAGUUUCAAAACCUCGAGAUAGCACUGGGUGAUCAUCCCGAAGUCGAGGACGAAGACAAGAUUUGUGGUCGAAUCUUGACUGAAACCGGGUUUGGAGUUUACGCCUAUACCACGCUAGAUUUCGAUGACUUCGACAUUGACGCUGAAGGUAGCAAGUUUUCCUGGCAAUCUAUUUGUGAGGAAUCGUUCGAAUUUCCCUUUCUCUGGGAUAUCGAGCUUCUUGCCACCGAUCCCUCGGGACAUGUCCUCGCAGGACACACUUGCGCUGGUCUGGGAGACCGUGAUAGCGAUUUCAUGGACAGCCCUGGAGGUAUAAUCCUGCAUGAGCUCACGCAUUGGAGCUACCUGCUCGAAAAUAUCCCUGGCUUCUCCGACCUGAUUGAAGGCGAUGAAGGCGGCUUCCACCAGAUCAAAGAUUAUUCUAACCCUGGAGGAACUCCACCAAACGGACUGGGUGCCUUCCACGCCUUACAGCUCAGAAAUGUCGGCCCUUAUACUUCAAUACAGAACGCGGACAACUUCAAAUGGUAUGCGCUGUCCAAAUACUGGGCUUGGAGAUGUGGAAGAGUAUUCAGUCCGUCGCUGAGCGACGCAGAUGUCUAUAAGCGUGGACCUAAGGGCGCUGAAGCUGAUCCGCAGGUUCAAGGAGGGAAUUGA